AUAAUUUUUCUCUCCCUUACAGAUUGGAGAGCUCCAAACCAAAAAAACCUUUAACUAGUUACCUCACUGGUGUGAACGGUGCUCAAAUCUGCUGUGUGUGUUCUUCUCGGCGCGGUGCAGAAUAUCCACAGGGUACAGUUUCUUCUCGGAUGACUGCCGUCUCCAGUCGAGUUCACACUUGCCCGGCCGUGUGGCAGGUGAAACCUGUCCAACCUCCCAAGCAAACGGAUGUGUGGCUUGUUAACAGGAGUGAGAGCUGGAAGGGAGGAUUGUCUGUAGCGACAUGGUCACUGGUGAGCUCCUGACUCAGGUAUCCUGGACUCCUGGCUGUCUGGUAAGAGCCGGACUAUGUGGGCAGAGUUUUGACGGUGCCUCUGAAGUCUUUGAAUGUGAGAAAAUUGGCAAAGAUGUCACACUGACAUCUAGCCGUUUAAGCUUGUCCUUGUCUGCUCCUGCCGUUCUCUGGGACUCUAUACUUUCCCCUCUGAACUGAAACAAAAAGGGAGUGGAACAUUUAAUACAGCAUCUUCAUUUGUCUUACUCCUGGGCUCCUUCUUUCCGUUCGCCCCCUCUUCGUUGAGGGAAGGCAACGGGAGGCAGGACUGGCUUUUUUUUUGGGAAGUUCAGCACCAGAGUCAUAGCUCUGUCACUGCAGACGUGCAGCCGAUCUUCAAGCAGCAGAGCGGAUCUCUGGAGCCCUUCAGAUCCAAAGACGAGCUUCACCAGGAACCCCGACCUCAUCGAUUUCUCUUGGAUUUCACUGGAAAGUUCCACUUUGUGACGCAGUUGUUUACUUGAAGAUGACAGUCAGAUCUUUUUAUGCAAAAUUGGAUUCAGUUUGACAAAAAGAACAGAAGAAGCAAGACUGAGUGAGCUCUAGGCUUGCUGAUGCCCGUUGGGAUAAAGGGCUGACAUCACAGUAAGAUGGAGAGAUUUGUUUAGAGGUACAGAAGAGGAAGAGAGGACAGUGGGAGGGAGGAUAGAGGCAGGAUCCAGCCCUCUGGGACAGCACAGUAGUUUUUGGGGGGUGGACAGAGCAGCUUUGUGCGCAGAACAUCACCGGACACCAACAGGAGGGGAAGCUGCCUGUUGUUCUGUGUGUGUCUGUAGUGAAACCAGACCUACCUCUACACCACACGCCUCCAUCUGCUGCCCAAGACUCCCACAAAAUGAAGGAUUAAACUCACAAAAGGAGCAGGAGGGACUGGGAUGGAUUGGAGAACCCUGGAGUGAACCACUGGAUAAGAAAAAAAAAAAGUCAGCAAUUCCUCAUCUGGACUUUGUCCACGAAUCUGAGUUGAUUCUUGAGUGUGCAGCUCAUGGUGGUGGUGAGCGAUGCCGGUCUGACGGAGCUUCACGGCCAGAUGCCUGCCGCUGUGCUCCAGAGCCCCGCACCAGCCGGGCCCGACUGGAGCUUCCAGAACCCGGUGGGGGUUGACUGCAGCUCCCCGGAGCCUCGCUGCAUUUGGGUGGCGGUUCUCCGGGGGACCUCGGACCCGCUCGCCCCCACCAUGCCAGCCGAACACAACCAGAGCUUUCAUCAUCUCAGGGCCAAGGGGUGGCGGGAUGGUCUCUCCUCAGCUGGUGACAACCCCAGGCCGCCAAUGGCAACACGGCCUGGAAGGGAGGGGCUCGGCACGGGCUGGAAGGGCCCCCGGACGCUGGUCCUCCACAAGAACUCCCAGGGUUUUGGUUUCACCCUGCGCCACUUCAUCGUUUACCCUCCAGAAUCCGCCCUACACACCACCUUCAAGGACGAAGAGAAUGGAAAUGGAAAGGGAUAUCCGAAAGGUCACCUGGAGCCAAUGGACACCAUAUUUGUGAAGAAUGUGAGAGAAAAAGGCCCCGCCCACCAGGCAGGCUUGUGCACAGGGGAUCGGCUGGUGAAGGUGAAUGGAGAAAGUAUUCUUGGAAAGACGUAUUCGCAGGUGAUCACCCUCAUCCAGAACAGUGAGAGUGUGUUGGAGCUCUCCAUAAUGCCAAAAGACGAGGAUGUGCUUCAAUUGGCGUACUCCCAGGAUGCCUACCUGACCGGUAACGAACCCUACGCUGGGGGAGCGGAGCACCUUCCACCGCCGCCUCCCGUUUCUUACCCUCGCACCAAGACCACGUCCCUUGCUGGAGCCCCUCUGUCUGCCCCUAUGGGGCAGAACCAGCUAGAUAACUGGAGUCGCUGGCCAGGCUCUUCUGGUCCCUCAUCCCCCUUGGAUAACCUUUCUGCUGUGGGCAGCCCCGCUAGCUGGCAGGAGGGGCGGGCGGGUGAGCCAGGCGGCGUAGGUCACUGCAGUCCUGCUCACCGCACAGAGGAGAUCCAGUACGGUAUGACCAGCCAGCAGCCACAGGGUCAAAUUAGAGGACGCUCCUACUCCUCUUCCUCCUCUUCAGGUCCUCUGUCGAGCCCACUACAAGUCCAUCACCCAAACCACCACGGUGCAAUGUCUGCACAGCAGCAGGGGUCCAGCUCUGCCUGGACCAGUCCACCCCUCUCCCAAACCAGCCAGAGCCACAAUGAUCGCUGCCAGCAGGCCCUUUCUGACUGGUACUACAACCAGCUGCCUGAGCGCCCCGGACGCAGCGUUCAGACCCGCCAGCGCAGCUACUCCCAGGACCGCCUGAGUGAAUCCCGGAGGCAGCAGCAGCGGGCCGGCGGCUGGCCUCACAGCGCCUCACAGGACACUUUGUUCUUACUGCAGCAGUCAGGACCAGGAGUAUCGACAGAACCGUAUUGGUCCUAUGGAGACUGGGAGGUGGGCCCGGGUAGGGGCCAUCUGCCUUCUAACUACACUCGAACUCGCUCGGAGAAUUUGCUCGCUCAGUACAACCACCACGGCCGCUCCCUGGAGAUGUUGGACCGAACAUCAGCAGGACUGAUCUCGGCACGCUCCGAUAUUCCUCCGUGGUCGCAACCGCCCCACAGGACUGAUGCCUAUGUGAGACAGGGUGUCCAUUUUAGUGGAUCCCCUUCAGCUCCCCGACGCUCGCAGUCCAAACACCUCCCCCCAGCCCACGGUCAAGCCCAGAUGAAGGCCCCGCAGGUCGCUUCUCAGACCAGGAGGCUUCAAUCUGGCCAGAGCAUGGAUGAGCAGGUGGGCUACCGCAGCUACAGCCCCUCCUUUUACCGCAAGACCGGCCGCAUCCUGCAGCAAGCUCACUCUUUCAGGGACCCCUCUUAUUCCGGCCCCCACUUGAACUGGAACCCAGCACCAAAAACUAGCCCCCCCGAGGGAUCAUCUGCCGCCAUCAGUGCCUCCACAGCAUCACCCCUUGCCUUUGCCUCUCAUGUACCCCAGGACAAGGCGUACCGGCCGACCAACCACGAGAGGGAACGAGGGGCAGCAGAGGGGCAAGGUGAGACUCAAACGCAGGAGGUGGUGCUGAGGCAGAAACCCCCAAACGGGCGACGACCCACGCGGCAUCCCCACUACGCUCUACCUGUGGAAGGUCUGGAACCCUCCUUGUUUUCUCCUGACCCCAAAGACUCAACCCACGGUUCCUUUGGAGACCCGGCACCACGGAAGCCUAAUGGCAACCUCGCACCCCUCACCGUGGAGGAAGACUCUCUGGCCUCCAUUCCCUUCAUAGACGAGCCGACAAGCCCCGGCGCCGAUUUGCGCGCCCGACACGUUCCGGCGUCCUCCGUGGUAUCCAGCGGCAUCAGUUCAGCGCCCGCCGUGGGCACCAGCCCCGCCUCCCCCACCUUCACGUUCCCCCUCACUAGGCUCUUCUCACACGACUACAGCAGUACUAAAUCCAGUCGCCGUUCCUCCUAUGUUCUAGCCAUCACCAGCGAGCGCUCCAAGUCAUGUGACGAAGGUCUCAACAAGUUCAAGGAUGAAGGACGAGGCCUACGACUACCAAAAAGAGUGAAGAGUUUCUUUGCAGACGGGUCUCCAGACAGCAUCAGGACAGCAGAGGAGAUUCGCUCCAAGCGUCACUCCACCUCGGAGCUGGGAAACAUCACCUACAGCGAUGUGUGGCGGCAAGGAUGGCUGCACUUCAAGCAGAUCGUCACAGAGAAGGGGAAGAAGGUGGGCAGCGGCAUGCGACCGUGGAAGAGGGUCUUUUUGGUGCUCCGCUCCCAUUCGCUGUUCCUCUACAAGGACAAGCGGGAGGCCGUGCUCCGUGGAGCUAUCCUGGGCAGCACGGCUGAAGACGAGCAGCCCAUCAACAUCAGGGGCUGCCUGGUGGACAUCGCGUACUGCGAGACCAGGCGGAAGCACGCCCUGCGACUCACCACCCAGGACUUCUGCGAGUACCUGCUGCAGGCGGAGGACCGGGACGACAUGCUGGAGUGGAUCAGCGUCAUCAGGGAGAGCAGUAAGAUGGACAACGAGGAGCUCGGCAUUUCCAGACAGGCCCUCAUUAAUAAGAAGCUCAACGACUACAGAAAACAAAGUCCAGCAUCGAGCAAGCCAGAUUCCUCUCCCCGGAUGUCCCGCAUGAAGCCUCCCUUUAUGCUGAACAAGACGGAGAAUGCAUCUGGGGCACCGCGCUCCCCAAAGCCAGAGGGCAAAGAUGAGAGCAACCCUCCUAAAUCCCCCUGGGGCAUCAGCAUCAUGAAGAAGACGAAGAAGGCGGGGCCUAAAGCUUUCGGCGUGAGGCUGGAGGAGUGUCAGCAUGGUGCAAACAACAAGUUCAUCCCCAUGAUUGUUGAGAUAUGCUGUGGUCUGGUGGAGGAUAUGGGCCUGGAAAACACCGGAAUCUACCGAGUGCCGGGGAACAACGCCAUGGUGGUGCUGCUGCAGGAGCAGCUCAACAAAGGGGUGGACAUCAACCCUGCAGAGGAGAAGUGGCAGGACCUCAACGUUGUCAGCAGCUUGCUCAAAUCUUUCUUCAGGAAACUUCCAGAGCCGCUGUUUACCAACGACAAGUACAAUGAUUUCAUUGAUGCCAAUCGGAUAGAAAACGCCACGGACAGACUGAGGACCAUGAAGAAACUGAUCCGAGACCUUCCAGAUCACUACUUUCACACUCUGAAAUUUCUGGUUGAACACCUAAAAACUGUAGCCGACCACUCAGACAAAAACAAGAUGGAGCCGCGUAACUUGGCUUUGGUGUUUGGACCGACGCUGGUCAGGACCUCUGAGGACAACAUGAAGGACAUGGUCACACACAUGCCCGACCGCUACAAGAUAGUGGAGACGCUCAUUCAACAUUGCACGUGGUUUUUCACUGAGGAGCUGGACAAGGACGAGAAAACACCAGUGGACACGGAGGACGUGCAGCCAGCCCCCAACAUCGACCACCUGCUGUCCAACAUAGGCAGGACCGCUCCGCUCGGGGAGGCUUCAGACUCAACCAACAGUGAUUCAACUAAAUCGAAGGGAUCUUGGGGAUCAAAGAAAGACCUGACGGCCAAGGACUUCCUGGCUCUGUCCAUCAUGUCUGCCGUGACGGGCCGCAAACGCAGGAGGGGCCGCAAAAACCGCCGUGUGGGCAGCAGCACCGACGACGACUCUGAGCAUGAGCCAAUCAAAGCUGGCCAUCUGGGGCCAGAGGAGGAGGAGGAAGAAGAGGAAGAGGCGGUGUCUCCAGAAGCAGGGUCUGCUCCUCGAGCAGAAGGAGAGGAGGAUGACAAUGAAGAGGAGGAAGACGAAGAAGAGGAGGAGGAUGAGGAAGUUGCAGGAAGCAGAGGAAAGGAGGAGGUUGUGGAGGAGGCGGCAGAGGUCGUGCCCAGCUCCAAAGAGGAAGAGGAGGCGAGAGCUAAGCGGGCGGUGGUGUUGUUGAGAGAUGAGGAGGUGCAGGUCAAGGCGAAUGGUCCACAGUGGCGAGCGCCAGACGACGCUCGCUCCAUAGUUUCUGGUUACUCCACACUUUCCACGUUGGGGCGGAGCUUAGGGUCAGAGGGGAGGGGCGAGGAUGCUGAUGACGAGCACAGUGAGCUGGUGAGUGAGACGGACAACGAGAGCGGCUUCGCCUCACGCUCUCUGACCCAGGAGAGACCGGAAAAACACCCAGCAGCCCCAGCGACCGCAGCCCCGCCCCCACGCAGCUUCCUGUACUCACAACCCAAAUCCCUCUCUCCCAACCCUCUCACCCCCGCCACUGCCCUGUCACCCACGCCUGACUCUGCAGAGAGGGGCGAAGGACGGGCACGCUCCAACACCGCCUCCUCCUCCUCCUUCUCCUCCUCCUCCACCGCUCACAAGCUGCACUCGCGGCCCUCCUUCAACUCCCACAAACUGAUCCAGUGCGACACUCUGGCCCGGAAGAAGGCCAAAGCUCGCUCCGUGGACCUCCUGGAGGCUCCGAGUGAGGGGACAGGCUCCGAGCCAGACUCUACCCCCGGGUCAAGGCGGGACACCUCCAGAUCCAAACCUUCCUCUGGCAGCAGUCAGGAAAGCCUGCGUCAAGCCCGGCCCAGAGCGGCCGUCCUGCCCAGCGAGGCCGCCUCCUUCACCCCCAUCGGAGCGGGCGGGAGGACCCUGGCCGAGCAGGUCUGCGCUCGGCUGCUGGGUUCGGCUGAUGACCUGCGCAGCGUGGAGCGCCGCAAACCACUGUCCCCCGAGACGCGUAGGAAGAGGCGGGUGUGGCGGAGGCACACCGUAGUGGCCUCGCCGACUGAGACGUCCAACAAGAGACCUCCCCUUACCGCCAACGAGUUCCCCUUCCCUCCAAAGAACCAGGGGAAAACACAAGGGCUGCCUCCGAGCGUAGAGGGCCUCGCACGUCAAACCCCCCCCUCAAGAUUCCACCAGUACCUGUGAGUGCCGACCGGGUUAAGAGGGUUCUUCUCUAAGCUCCGCCUGCGUGGCGGCAGGUGUUCCAGUGUUGCCAAAGCUUUUCUUUUCUAUCUUUUACAAAUGUUUUUAUUUUUAUUUUUAAGAAACGCAGACACAAACAAGCAUCCUUCCUGCCUAACCACAACCAAUUCAAGGGUUCAAUCCCUUCAAAUGACCAAAGUGCGCUGCGGAACGGCGGCUUUUCUCUGGUUCUCGAGGAGAACGGUGCUUCAUGUCAAAGGAAAAACACAAUGAAACAAAUCAAAAAACUGACUUUAGGACCAUUUCAACAGAUCAGUCUUCCAGUGUCUCCCUCCUCCGACCACAGACACUGUAAGCCCCCCCGAAAAUAUGCCUUCAAUCAGAAAACACAUUUCUCUCUCCCUGUUAAUAAUCUUUGUGUUUGCGCAACAAUACUUAUGUCUGGGCGUGAAAGUGUUUGUGUUUUAACUGUUUUGUAACAUUUGUAAAAAGCCUUGUUAAGUUAACCUUGUAAAUAUAGAUUUUUUUUUUCGUUCUUUUUUUUAUGGUUUACAAAAUGUGCGUCCAGGCACACAGACAUUUUUUUACAGAAUGUUACUUGAAAUGCUUUCCUUAAUAUAUUAUUUGUUUAUACUCUCUAUAUAUAUUUUAUAUGAAAGUUAAAAAAAAAGUACUUUUAUUGGGAUUUAACCUGUUGGGCGUACCUGUUAACAGGAGAUGAGGUUCCUAUUUCCUCAUGGAAGGCCUUUCUGGGAUUCACAGCACUGUGCAGGAAACCUUUAUCUCACCAGAUUUUCAAUAAAAGACAUAAAUAUCCGCAUGUAGCAUGUAAUCCCAGGUCAUCUGGAUUACUUUGGGAGUUUGCAGGCAGUUUGCUGCUUUGUUGUUUUGGACUUGUGCGCUUUGAAGAAAUGGGUUCUCCUCGUGCACGCGAUCUGACGAGGUCAAUAGAAAAAGAUAUGGGGAGCACAAGCGACUUUUUCUUUAGCGAACCCUCUCUGGAGCACAUGUAUCACUGCUGGGAAACGUGACAAGGAAACUUCCUUGAGGUCAGGUCACAAAUAAAACCUACCUCACUGGAGAAAUGGUACAACAGAAGCCGACUUCUAUUGUUUCCUUCUUGAUGCAACAACAGGAGGUACAAUCAGCAAACGAAAACCAGUGAGGAGUUCUAGAAAAUCGGAUCCUUUCUUACCUCAAGAUUCCUCUACAAGUGCCUGAUUUCUGGAAUGUGUUUUGGUUGUGCUGUGCCAUGCGCGUUUCUCGUCUUUCUGUCCUUUCGUUGUUUCUGGGUCUCCUCCCUUCUUUGUUGCGGCUGAUGCUGCAGCUUACGGCCCUUGGAUGUGUACAUUAAAGACCCACUCCGAGCAUCUUUUCAUCGAUUUUCAAAGCAUUCCCAGUCUUCUUGGGAAAUUAAUUGUCAUUUUCUAGGUCAUAGUUUCUGCAGAGCAGCAGUAACUCAUCAGAAAAUAAGUUCUGGGCGGGACCAUUGGCGUGGAGCAAUACCUCCCGCCCCCUUUCUGAGAGCUCUCUGUUCACGUGAUCUCCGGCUAGCUAACAGACCACCAACCUAACAUUAACGGUGCAAGAAAAAUGGCGAGGAAAAUUAUCCUCUUUAAGUAAAUGCAUCAUAAUGGAGCGGGGCAGGGAGCUUGUGGCCCGCCCAGCGUAUUUCCUUGGUGACAAACGCUCUGCCCCGCUUCAUGAUCUUUUUCUAACCGCACUUUUUUUCAUCUUCUCCUGAUUCACAAUGAUUUGAACAAAGAGAUACUCAAAUUUUAAGAUGACUUUUCGCAGUACAUGUAACAAAUGCCACAAUAACGUGAUAAAAACACAAUUUUCCUCGGAGUGGAUCUUUAACUACGAUGAAGCUGAGCGAGAGGGUUGUUGAAAAGCACACUUUUGGCCAGGAGCAGGUCUACGAACUCCCUCCUCCUUCAGCAGAGGCGCCAACAGCUGUUUUCUGUGUUGCUGAGAGGGGAAUAAAAGAUAGCACAGUACUCUAAGCUGCUUUUCACGAUAAACUGAGUUUAUCUCGCUUUGCCUAAUGACCCAGUGAGUGAAUAUAGUACACCUUAAAAACCGUUUUAGGAGGUCUUACCAAGAUAACAUCCAAGUUCCUGAAGAUGAGCUAACCGCCCACCACUUCCUUGAAAGGAAACCUCAUCUGUCGGUGUGUCGUCUUAAUGUUUUAUUGUUAAAAAUCUCUGUACAUACAUCUCAACAUGUAACAUACUGUAUGUGUACAUUUUGAAUUGCUUUAACUAAUGAGAAUGACUGGACUGAAAGAAUGUCCGCCUGAAAUCAUUUCCUUAUAGCUGGUUGCUUUAAAGCAAUGUUAAAUGUUGUAUGAUGUAAAUAAACAGAACUAUGUUUAAAUUA
Messenger RNA from Oryzias latipes (Japanese medaka), 9086 nucleotides. RefSeq names its product Rho GTPase activating protein 23a (gene arhgap23a). Gene Ontology annotation, molecular function: protein binding. The record is from RefSeq and is a predicted model, not a curated record. Gene Ontology annotation, biological process: signal transduction. NCBI's taxonomy places the organism in Eukaryota, Metazoa, Chordata, Actinopteri, Beloniformes, Adrianichthyidae.